AUGGCCUUCCGUAUCCCCUUCGCUCAGUCCUUCUGGCAGGAAUACCUGUCCGGCCAGGAAGCCAACCUGCCUCGUCUUCCCGAAGUCCAGCAAGUCACCGAGAGAGUGAUGCGCAUUCUCGGAGGCAAUCCCGGGCGCAUGCAGCUGCAAGGGACCAACACGUACCUCGUGGGGACGGGCAAAUUCCGAAUUCUCAUUGACACCAGCCAGGGUGAAGCAAGCUGGAUUCAAGCUCUCACGGAACAACUAGAAUCCAACGGUCUAGAAAUCUCCCACGUCCUGCUCACUCAUUGGCACGGCGAUCAUACCGGCGGAGUCCCCGACCUCAUCAGCUACAACCCCGAACUGUCCUCUAGAGUAUACAAAAACACCCCCGAUCUCGGCCAACAAGCCAUCCACGAUGGCCAAAAGUUCCAAGUAGAGGGCGCAACUAUCCGCGCUGUCUUUACUCCCGGCCACGCCUUUGACCACAUGUGCUUCCUCUUGGAGGAAGAAAACGCCCUCUUCACCGGGGACAAUGUGUUGGGACACGGUUACUCCGUCGUGGAAGAUUUAGGGACGUAUAUGACCAGCCUGUCACGCAUGGCGGACCUCAAUUGCGCGCUUGGAUACCCAGCGCAUGGAACACGCAUCGAGGAUCUUCCGGCUAAGAUGAAGGAAUAUAUUCAGCAUAAAGAGUCGAGGAUGCGGCAGGUACUGGCCGCGUUGGAGAGAAGUCGGGCGAGGAUGGCAGCGACCGGGGGAGGGCGUCGUGCCGGCGCUUUAACGUUUCCGGAGCUUAUUAACUCUAUGUAUGGAGGAAUUCCGGAUGAGGUUGAGCAGGCUUUGACGCCGUUCUUGAGUCAGGUUUUGUGGAAGUUGGCGGAGGACCGGAAGGUUGGGUUUGAGGGAGAGCCGAAUCAGAGACGGUGGUUUGCAGUGGGGCAGCCAGCUGCAGCUGCGGUGAGGUUGUAG
This is a messenger RNA of Aspergillus luchuensis, 954 nucleotides long. RefSeq lists its product as uncharacterized. Gene Ontology annotation, biological process: secondary metabolite biosynthetic process. NCBI's taxonomy places the organism in Eukaryota, Fungi, Ascomycota, Eurotiomycetes, Eurotiales, Aspergillaceae. The record is from RefSeq and is a predicted model, not a curated record. Bases 1 to 954 code for a protein of 317 amino acids. The transcript is spliced from 2 exons.